AUGCAACAGACAAAGCUCUAUAAACGAGUCGCUACACCGUUCGAAACAUUACCGCCUGGAACACCAGAGUCAUUUUUGAAACUCCGAAGUCUGGGGGUGGGAAAAGUGGAAGUUGUCGUGUUUGUGGAACGCAGCAGCACCACGCAACGAUAUGAGCUCCUCCGCACCACCGAGUGCGGCGACAAAGCAACAGAAGCGCCAUUUCUACUUACCGCAUCGAUGACUCCCCUGCCCGCCAACGAAGAGGACUUUAACGACUGGUAUGAUCAAGAACAUGUACCUAUGGUAUCGCAGAUGGCUGGGUAUAUACGGUGCAGGAGAUGUGUGAGCGCCUCGGUGGCCGAGGAGGGGGUGGCUAUCGAGGAGCAGCAACAGCAACAACGACAGCAAACCAAAUAUUUCACUAUUCAUGAGGUUGAGGACUUGGCUGGUUUCUCUGGGCCUGAGGCUAGGGCGUCGGGGGAGACCGAGUGGACUAAGAAGCACAUGGCACAGUUGAAGGGGUUUGAGAUGAGAGGAUGGGAGUUGAUCAAAGGGUAAGAAUUAAGCGAUGGUCAGGACAGCAACAGUAGGGUGAGCCGAUCAAUCGCUCGGCAUAUUCUGGAGACUGAGGAUUCUUACCAUAUGGCAAGGU
Molecule: messenger RNA, 634 nt
Organism: Aureobasidium pullulans EXF-150
Lineage: Eukaryota; Fungi; Ascomycota; Dothideomycetes; Dothideales; Saccotheciaceae
Exons: 2
Coding region: 1-540 (179 amino acids)
Source: RefSeq, a predicted model, not a curated record